This is a messenger RNA of Labrus bergylta (ballan wrasse), 1144 nucleotides long. NCBI's taxonomy places the organism in Eukaryota, Metazoa, Chordata, Actinopteri, Labriformes, Labridae. The record is from RefSeq and is a predicted model, not a curated record.
GUGGAGGUGGAGGUGGCAGCAUCAGCAGUUACAGUUACUCUGUUGGUGGCGGAGGCUUUGGUGCAGGUGAGGGCAUGGAUAUCGGGACCAAUGAGAAGGCCACCAUGCAGAACCUGAACGAUCGCCUGGCCUCUUACCUGGAUAAGGUGCGCAGCCUUGAGAAGGCCAAUGCAGAGCUGGAGCUGAAGAUCCGCCAGUUCUUGGAGAGCAAGACCUCCCCCGUUUCCCGUGACUACUCAGCUUUUGAGGCCACCAUCGCAGACCUGCAGAGAAAGAUCCAGGAUGCUACCAGUGUCAAUGGAGGCAUCUAUCUGUCUAUUGACAACGCAAAACUGGCAGCAGACGACUUCCGAACCAAGUAUGAGAAUGAGCUUGCCAUGCGUCAAUCAGUGGAAGCAGACAUCGCCGGUCUCAAGAGACUGUUGGAUGAGCUGACACUGAACAGAACAGACCUUGAGAUGCAGAUAGAGGGCCUGAAGGAGGAGCUGAUCUUCCUCAGAAAGAACCACGAGGAGGAAUUGGCAGCCAUGAGGAACCAGAUGAGUGGACAGAUUAACGUGGAGGUGGAUGCAACACCACAGCCAGACCUGUCCGCCAUUAUGGCUGAGAUCCGUGAGCAGUACGAGACUGCAGCUCUCAAGAAUCAGAAAGAACUUCAAAACUGGUUCCAAACAAAGUCAGAGGAACUGAACAAGGAGGUGGCAAGCAGCACAGAAACUCUCCAAACGUCCAAGUCAGAAAUCACUGAGAUCCGCCGAACGCUGCAGGGCCUGGAGAUCGAGCUACAAUCACAACUAAGCAUGAAAGCGUCUCUGGAAGGCACAUUGCAUGACACAGAGGCACGAUACUCCAUGCAGCUCAAAGGCCUCCAGAGUCAGGUGUGCAGCCUGGAAUGCCAGCUGGAACAGCUUCGUGGUGAUAUUGAAAAACAGAGCCAAGAAUACAACAUGCUGCUCGACAUCAAGACUCGGUUGGAGAUGGAAAUUGCAGAGUACAGGAGGCUUUUGGACGGAGAGGGCAGUAUGACCAGUGGCAGUGGUUCAAGGAGCAACAACUGAGAGCCACAAGCACAACACCUGAACCAAAAUGUUCUUCACGUACUCAUGUGAAUGCAAUAAAAAGCUGCAUGUUUGCUCCCUUCUAA